AAAAAAUAAACAAUGCAAUUUGGCUCUUCCCAAGCUCGAAAGGGUCGGCUUUUAGCAGUCUCAUAAGGGCAGGCGACGUCUUCAGUUUCUCUAAGAGAACCCAACUGGUGAAGAUACAUUCAGCCUCAGCUAGAGAGGAGCUGUCUCCCUUACAAGGUUCCAAGUUAAAACAAAAGUGAAAACAGAACCACUGCUUCUCAAUAUAAACAAUUGACAAUCAGCGAACCUUCGGUUCAGUUCUUAGUCUCUCUAAUCAACAGAUCAGCAACCAAAAACCAUGAAUCUCAUGAACAUCAAGACUCACGUCUCUAAUGGAACUGAAGUUCAUGCCUUUGCUCGUGGGACUAUUUCAAUGCCCAAAUCUGGGUCAGGACUCGGGCAUCAGGGUCAGUCCAACGAGCUGUCAUGGGUCAAAAGAGAUGGAUCGUUGGGCAGGCUCAGAUGUAGAAAUUUGCAGCCUCUUAGAGGUGUGGAGAGGAUUAAAAAGUUGGAAGUUAGAGCCUUCACAGAAGAACAGGAAGCUCUUGUCCUCAAGUCAUGGAAUUCAAUGAAAAAGAAUGCUGCUGAGCUGGGUCUCAAAUUCUUCCUCAGAGUCUUUGAGAUUGCACCAUCAGCCAAGAAGCUAUUUAACUUCCUGAGAGAUUCAGAUGUUCCUGUGGAGCAAAACCCAAAGCUCAAGGCCCAUGCCAUGACUGUAUUUGUCAUGACUUGUGAAUCGGCAGUACAACUUCGUAAAGCCGGAAAAGCUACUGUGAGAGAGUCCACUUUAAAAGAUUUAGGUGCUACUCAUUUCCAAUAUAACGUGGCGGACGAACAUUUCGAGGUUGUGAAGUUCGCAUUGUUGGAAACCAUCAAAGAGGCGAUGCCGGAGAUGUGGUCGCCCGAGAUGAAGAGUGCAUGGGGAGAAGCUUACGAUCAGUUGGCAGCCGCGAUCAAGAGCUAAAUGAAACCUCAGAUUUCCACCUGAUAUUUCUCCACCACACACACACUAUGAGAGAGAGAGAGUUCUACUAAAACUUGUGGAGAUGUGAAAGUAAUGUAUGCAGUUGUCCUCAAUGAUCCUGCAUAAUGCUGUAUGUCUUUCUUCUGAUUAUACAGUUUCGUCAAUGACGAGAAUUUGUGUCGCA
Syzygium oleosum is the source of this 1127-nucleotide messenger RNA. RefSeq names its product hemoglobin-2-like. Lineage: Eukaryota; Viridiplantae; Streptophyta; Magnoliopsida; Myrtales; Myrtaceae. The transcript has 6 exons. The coding region runs from base 278 to 943 and encodes 221 amino acids. The record is from RefSeq and is a predicted model, not a curated record. Gene Ontology annotation, molecular function: heme binding; oxygen binding.